AUGACGACUAGUAACUUCAAAAAUAUUAAAAGAGUUCUCGUGGCCAAUAGAGGAGAGAUUGCUUGUCGUGUCAUCCGUACUUGCAAAGAAUAUUCACUCACUUCCAUCGCUAUUUACUCCAAAGAAGAUAUAGAAUCAUUACAUGUAUGCCAGGCAGAUGAAGCUAUACAGCUAUCAGGAAUAGGUGCAGCAGCAUACAUAAAUAUUGAAGAAAUAGUCAACAUUGCCAAGUCCAAAAAUGUUGACGUCGUUGUCCCAGGCUACGGUUUUCUAUCUGAGAACGCAGUUUUUGCAGAAAGGCUGGCCGAUAAUAACAUUAAAUUCGCUGGCCCAUCCUCUGAAACUGUCGAGCAAUUUGGCUUAAAACAUUUAGCCAGAAAAAUUGCAAUAGAAUCUAAUGUUCCAAUUGUUCCUGGCACGGACCUAAUAUGCCAUGUUGAAGACGUUAUAGGAGCAUGCAAUACGAUAGGCUAUCCAAUCAUACUUAAGGCCACUGCAGGUGGUGGUGGCAUGGGAUUGAAGGUAUGUUACUCUGAUAAAGAUGUCGAAAGGAAUUUUACCGAAGUCACUUCCAGAGGGGCGUCAUUGUUUAAUCAUACCGGAGUUUUCGUAGAGAAAUACAUCGAAAAAGCUCGUCAUAUUGAAGUUCAACUGUUCGGGAACGGCCUUGGAGACAUUGCUACAUAUGGUGAAAGAGAAUGCUCAAUUCAACGCCGUCAUCAGAAGGUGAUCGAAGAAUCCCCAAGUCCGUUCGUAGAUGACCUUGGUUCAAAGUAUGGACUAAGGAAGCUGCUUACAAGCUGUGCCAAGAGACUUGCCUCUAGUGUCAAAUAUAAAUCAGCUGGAACAGUCGAGUUUUUAGUUGACGAUGAUACCGGGCUCUUCUAUUUCCUUGAAGUGAACACAAGACUUCAAGUUGAGCAUGGUAUCUCAGAGAUGGUUUACGGUGUAGAUCUGGUAUAUCUCAUGUUGUUACAAGCCGAAUAUGAAACAAUUGGAAGUGGUGUUCCAAUUGAACAAUUGACCAGCAACCUAAAAUUUGACAAAAAUGGUGUAGAAAUACCUCGCGGACAUGCUUUUGAGGUUAGGAUUUAUGCUGAAAAUCCUGCUAAAGAUUUCGCACCAUGUCCAGGUAUAUUACAUAAUGUCGACUUUCCCGCUGUUGGCAAUUCUCAAAGCCACACAAUAAGAAUUGAUCACUGGAUUUCCACGGGAGCUAAAGCCUCCCCAUAUUUUGAUCCCCUUUUGGCCAAGGUAAUGGUUUGGUCAGAGAAGAGAGAUACCACCAAUAUCGUCAAUGUUCUCGAAAAUACGAGAAUUCAGGGCCUAGUGACUAACAUCGAGUACUGUAUCGCAAUACUCAAGAAUAAUAAAUUUUGUCGAGGUGAGACUCUGACGAAUUUUUUGGAUCAUUUCGAAUUCAAGCCCCUUUUGGUCGAGUUCCUUGAAGCUGGCACCUACACUACCAUACAGGAUUUACCAGGGCGAGCCAAAAUAAGGACAGGAGUUCCUCAAAGUGGCCCUGUCGAUCCACUGUCUUUACAAAUUGCAAAUAUUGUGGUGGGAAAUGAUAAAAAUACUGAAUGUCUUGAAAUUAAUAUGAAGGGACCAGUAUUAAAGUUCCACAGGUCGGCGGUCAUUGCCAUCGCCGGCGGAGCUUUUGAGGUGACCUUGAACGAUAAAAUCAACUUGCCACAAUUUACUGAGCUUUUUAUCCCAUCUGGUUGCAUUGUAAAAAUUGGAGACGCCACUGGGAAAUCGAGUAAGUGUUAUCUAUCACUGAAAGGCGGAUUUCCGGGAGUUGCCAGGUAUUUGGGUUCUAAAAGUUGCACACCAGCUUUACAACUUGGUGGCCACCAAGGCCGUAUCGUAUUUCCUGGUGAUUGUCUUGAAAUCAGUGCAAUUGGAGACAUUAAUGAUUUCGCAACAGGCUACGCUCUUCCACAGCAACUUAUUCCUGAUUACGAAAGUGAAAUAAAUGUGGUGCGUAUGAUAGGGGGACCCCACGACACGGAUGAAAUAGUGUCUCAGGAAGGAAUGGAGCAGUUGUACUCCGUGCAAUAUACUGUCAAUUUCAAUUCCAAUCGUGGUGCCAUCAGGUUAGAUGGGCCUGAGAUGAUAUUCAGCAGAAAACAUGGAGGCGAUGGAGGUGGCCACCCGAGUAACAUUUUGGAAUAUCCAUACCCAACCGGAGGUCUCAGUACUGUGGGUUCUACGUUGGUACUGUUCGGCGUGGAUGGUGCAACACUCUCCGGAUUUACAUGUGUUGCUGUUCCUGCUGAGGUUGACUUUUGGAAAUUUGGUCAAGCAAAAGUCGCCAGUCCCAUUAAAUUUAAGCUUAUCACCUAUAAUGAUGCUAUAGAACUUAGAAAAAGAAGGGAAAGUUACAUCAAAGAGCUCAGUGAGAGACCUAGACAAUCUAAUUUUAAAUUUGACGACGAACUUUUCUCCUAUGAACAAAUUGAUUGUAAGGUUGGAAGGUUUCUUCACAAGCGUGAAAGUACAAAUGACUUACCAUACGUUGCUUUCCGACAAGCAGGCGAAAACAUGAUCAUAAUUGAUUUUGGAACUGAAAAGUUUAGCCUCUUUAAUAAUGGGCGCCAGUACGCUCUGCAGCUAGCGCUGGAGAACUGCCUGCGUGAGGAAAUAGAAUGUAUUGAGUGCAGUAGUGGUGCAAUGUGCAUAACCUUCGAUCCUCUCAAAUUUGAAAGGGAAAUGCUCCUAGGAAAGCUGACUGCUUUGGAAGAAAGCAUUCCUCCGGUUAAAAACCUAAAAGUGCCAUCGAGAAUAUUUCGAUUACCGCUUUGCUUUGAACACAGCGCACUUGAUCAUUGCUUAAAAAGGUAUAUGCACUCACAGCGGCCACAUGCGCCUUAUUUGCCAAAUAACGCAAACUAUUUGAUGAGGGCCAAUUGCUUGGAGACUUACGAGGAUUUUAAAAAGUGUAUUGUGAAUCAACCUGAAGUGGUUGUAGCGGUAUCGUUCUUAUGUGCCAACCCCCUACUAGUUAACACAGAUCCCCGCUUACGUUUCUUGACCUCUAAGUAUAAUCCAGCUAGAACUUCAACACCAGCAGGAACAAUUGGUUCGGGCUCAGUCUCGCAGUCUAUAUACUCAGUCGAGUCUCCAGGAGGCUAUAUGAUAUGGGGCUUAACUUUACCAAACUGGUAUUGGGAUACAUUUUGUAGAAUCCAUGAUAAGCCGUGGCCAUUACAGAACUUUGAUCAGGUGGUCUUUUAUGAGGUCACUGAAGAAGAAUUGACGGCUCUGAAUACCGAUAUCUUGACGAAAAGAACGAAGUUUGAGCCCGAGGCUGCAGAAUUCGAUUUCACUGAAUAUGAAAAGUUUAUUGGGUCAAUCAAAGAAGAAAGUGAAAUUCUAACGCUAGAGAAACGUGAAGCGUUUUCAAAAUUGAUUGAGGAGGAAGAAGCCGAUUUGGCUACCUGGAACGAAGAGAUUCAAAUAGCCAAGCAGUCCAAGGUUGAUGCCAAAGACUUGCUGAAUGCUCCUGACUCCUUAAAAGUUGUAGCUCAUAUGGCCGCUAAUGUGUUCAGAAUCAACUAUAAAAAGGGUGAUGUCAUUAAACUAGCGGAUACCGUAAUGAUUCUAGAAGCAAUGAAGAUGGAAAUUGCGGUUGGAAUCAAAGAUGAACACUCGGAGAAUGGCUCUUAUGAAAUUCUCGAAAACAUCGUUGAUGAAGGUGAUAUUGUUAAUCCAGGAGAUAUAUUGACCGUCGUUAAGCGAACAAAAAAUUGA
Molecule: messenger RNA, 3756 nt
Organism: Lachancea fermentati
Lineage: Eukaryota; Fungi; Ascomycota; Saccharomycetes; Saccharomycetales; Saccharomycetaceae
Source: the annotation of a GenBank genome assembly